AGCACUGUCAGUGGCUGAGUAGGCGAAUGGUAUGGAUUUUGCCCCUGUCUAAGCCGAAUACCGCUCCCCAAAGUCCGAACGUGUGUCUGUGUACAGUGAAAAGUGUGCAAACCUUGUGUAAAGUGAGUUAGGCCGUUGAAGAGUUGGUAGGCUUCAUGGAAUAAACCCAUCAAUUUAUAAUACAAUUUAGGUAUCUAAAUUAUCCUUAACCUGAGCAGUAAUACAAGGAACCAUUUAGAUCAAAAGAUAUCAAAUAUAAUAGUGAAAAUAACCUGAAAGUGUGUAGAACUCUAUUGACUAAUACAGUAAAUAAUAAAAUAUUUAAAUCACUGACAUUGUUGGGAACACUAUACAGAUUGUGUCUUGAUACUAGAUAUAACAGAAAACAUAAGAAACGUUACUACAACAAAAAUAGAUAAUAAAUAAUUAAACCAAAAUAUAAACAAUUAAACCAAAAUACAGUUCGUGACAGUUUGAGUGGAAAGUGUACUGUGCAUUCUGAACUGAAGAAGAAGAAUACAACUCUCAACAAUGGUGAUCUGAAUGAAAUGACCUUGUGUGACCUUGGAAUCAGCUGAUCGUCUUUCAAGAUGGGAUGCAUCCAGUCUUACUUCAAACGUGCCCACAAUGCCGGCCUGUCGCCUUCUAGCACGCAGGACUCCAACAACAGCAAAACAGGCGCACAAGAUGGCGGCUCCACAGUCGAAAAGGACAAACUGUCUACCGACUGUGCGUCGACCGGGAAACUGUCGGCAGACUUCACGUCGACAGGCGACAGAGCACCCGAAGAGCCACAGAGCAACGACACCAGCUACGGAGUGGAGGCGACCGCUGUGCGAACUCUAGCGGCGAGUACUGGAACUGUCGCCAUUCUGGGGACUACCGCCAAGACGCCGCAAAGCCGACGCGAGAGUCGAGUCAGCAAUAUUGAGCAGGUCAACGAUGAGGGGAAUAAUAGAGUGGCCGAGACCAACGCCGACAGCAUCGAUGUUGAGAUAAAAGACGACAAACCUGAUACAAAAAAAGAGGUACCUAGUUCGGUUGUGAAGGAGGUGACUGAAAUCAAACCUAGUUCACUUGUAGAUAAAUUGGAGGAGGUGGCUAGCGCGGUAGACAAGAUUGAAUCGGUUGUACAUAAAGGUAAAACUACUGUCAACAAGGUUGAAACAAUUGUUAGUAGCUCUACAAGAACAGAGAGCUCGGUAACAACCAAAGAAGAAAAGGUUGUUGUAGUUGAUGUAGAGACAACCAAGGUUGUUGAAGAUGUACCCACAAAAGAAGUGAAUGUUGUUGAGAAAGAUUCAACAAAGCAGACUACAACAGCACUUGUAGAGGAUGUAAAACUGGACGCAGAUUCCAGCAGUGUGGCAGAAUCACCGUUGGAAGAUGCUGGAUUUUCUGAGAAUAACUUUGCAAGCGAAGGGGAGGAGAAUGAGGACGAUAGGCCAACAACAGUUUUGGAGAUUGAGAAAGCGCAGAGCGGUGCCGAAAUGCGGAGCUCGCUGUCUGAGAACAGUGAAAAUGAGGAUACAAAAGGCAUUGAUGAUGAGAUAUCCAGUGAACAGUUGAAAACUAACAGUUUGUCGGAUACCACUUUGUCGGAGUCAUACAAUGCUGGACUGGAUAGUGUUAAACAGUCGGAUAAUGAGGGUGCUACACCAGUCGUCGAGAAUGCUGAGGUUAAGGUUGAGGAUGAGGGUGAACCAACUGAUAAAAAUGGAGUAGCGGAGAAUGAUUUGAAGAGAAAUGGUAAGCCAGAAAUAGAGGGAAAACCAGUUGUUGAAGAAGUUGCUGUUCUGAAGAGGGAGGUAAGUAGAACUGAGAGUGAGACACCGGAUACUAAGAAGGAAGUUGAAGAAGAGCCAAUCAUCAAAACUGUAGCAACAAAAGUGGAGAGUGCUCCAUCCAACAGGAAUUCAGGUGUUGAUCAGGUGUUGAGCACAGUAGACCUUAAAGAAGUAGCGAAUAAGGUUGAGAAUGGGUUGAUGAAUGGAGUAGCAGAAAAUGGAGAGGUUGAUAGUAAUGGAGUGAUCGAUGACAAAAUGUCGGCUGCAGCCACAACAAUUCAAGCUACCUUCAGAGGUUACCAAACUAGACAACAGAACAAAGAUAAGGUUAAUGAAAAUCUAGAACCCGACAGUUUGCCCCAGGAUAUCACCAGCAACGAUGUUGAAGUCAAAGUGAUGCAGAUAACUGAGAUAGUCGACGAAGAAACAGAGAAAAAGUUGGAGAGUAUAAUCGCAUCCAAAGAAGGUCUCAUUGAGAAAGUGGAUGAUAAGUUGGACGCGGCAGCCACUGCUAUACAGGCGACGUUCAGAGGAUAUCAGACGAGACAGAAUAUUAAGAAAACGGAUGAGAAGGAGGGAGAGGAAGUUAUGGAUAAGACAAUAAAGGUUGAUGGAGAGGAGUCGAAAAAGGUUGAAGAAGUUAGUAAUAAAGUGGUGGGAGAAGAUCUAGUUGUGGAAACUAAAUCAGAUGGAGUUAGUCAGGAGAAAGUGGAACCAGUGGAUGAAACAAAACCUAAUAGUCACAAAGUAGAGGAAUUAGUAGAGGAUACGGUAGCAAAUAAAAUAGAAGAAUCAGUAGAAACGAAAUCUAGCAGGGAAGAAAAGUUAAUCGACAAAACGGAAGCGAAUAAACUAGGAGAAUCUGUAGACAACACAAAAUUUAGCAAAGAAGAAAAGUCAAUUGACAAAACGGAAACAAAUAAAGUAGAAGAAUCAGUAGAGGAAACAAAAUCUGACAAAGAAGAAAAGUCGAUCGACAAAACGGAAACAAGUAAAGUAGAAGAAUAUGUGGACAAAACAAAAUCUAGCAAAGAAGAAAUAUCAGUAGACGAAGCUGAAACAAAUAAAGUAGAAGAAUCAGUAGACAAAACAGAAUCCAGCAAAGAGGACAAAUCUGUAGACAAAACAGAAACGAAUGAAAAAGGAAAAUCAGUUGGCAAUACAAUACCUGACGAAGCUAUUUGUAACAAAGUGGAGGGAACAAAACCUGAAGUGGCUAGUAACAUACAAGAGGUGAAACCAGUAGCACAAAAUCAAUCAGUUAUUGAAGCUCAAGUAGACAAAGUACCUGAAAGUGAAGAACCAGCUAAAAGCGUUUCACCAAAAGUUGAAACAGUUCUGAAAGCUUCUCAGGAGAGCAGCGAUGGAAGUUCGUUUGACUCUGUACAGAAUGGAUCUUUGGAUCCUGUCACAUGUGUGAGGAUACAAGAUAAGAAAUCUGGCGUGUUGGAAAAAGAUGGAUCUACUGAGAAAGUAGGGGUAGAAGUUAAGGGUGUAGAAAAUAGCAGCAUAAAAGAUGAAGAGAAUAAAGAAUCGUUAGCGGCUACCACAAUACAGGCAAAUUUCAGAGGAUAUCAGGCGAGGCAAAAUCUGCAGAAGAAGGAGGAAGUGAUAAAGAGUGAGGAAGUAGGAGAGGAAGAGGAUGAUAAAGUUUUGACAGCAGCUACUAAAAUCCAAGCCGGUUUCAGAGGUUAUCAGACCAGAAAAAAGCUGAAGGAAGACGAAGACGACACAGUCGUAAUAGAAGCGCUAACUUCAAGAACUCCGGAACUGGUUGAGAGUGUGAGGGAGGAAGUGGACGAAAUUUGCAAGCGAGCUGUGGAGACGACAGAGAACUUGAUCAGCCAAGGGUUGCACAAGUUCCACAAGAGUAGGAGUGUUGAGGAGGAAGAGGUGGGAGGAGGAGGUGAUGAAGGACAGGAGAAUGGAGGAAUCGUGGAUGAGAGCGAAGUGGUGGACGUGGCAAAGCAGACGAUAGAAGCGGUGUUGGAAAAGGCGGAGAAAAUCGCAGAUGAGAAACUGAAUUCGGCUGCUACAACCAUACAGGCUUCAUUCCGUGGAUUCCAGGCCCGUCAGAAUCUUGAGAAGAACACAGAUGUUGAUGGUCUCCCGGACUUCCCGCCAUCGACCGAGGACGAGGAUUACACCCCGGUUCCGGAUGACGACGACCUCCCCCUGCCAGACCUUGAGGCACUGGAGUCUUCCUACUCGGACGAGCUCGCCACAGAGCCUCUCAUGCCCCCUCCCCCCCUAGCUGCCACCAACCCCCCAACCACCCCCCUGCAGAACCUCACCAUACCUGAGACCGAGGAAGUGAGCGAAGCUAGCACCGAGGUUGGAACCAUUGAAGAGGACCUGAAAUCGUUGCAACGGCCUCAGGAGUGUGAUGAACUGGAUCGCCUGGAGCGAGAGAGAGACUCCACCGACGGAGAGUCGUCUCUCUCUAGUGCGGCCACUAAGAUCCAGGCUGGAGUCCGCGGGUACCUCACUAGAAAACAUAUCAAUCCUAACCAGGCAGGUACAACGUCCACAUCAGGACCCUCAGCGGCGCUAAGCAGCGAUCGGUCGCUGGGCGACUUCAGCUUGAGCCGUGAUGAGGAGGAUGGCCCCGUGAGGAGUAUGAUCUCCACUGAGGAGGAGACCGAGAUCGGCCGACACGGCGCCUCCUCUCCUCCUCAGGCGAAGCGCGGCGCAAUGAAGAAGCGCAUGUCACUGGAUAGCCGCAUCGCUGGAGGACAGGCUCCAGCCAACUUCUCCAGAACUUCACGGGCCAUGUCUGUGUCAGCGGUCAGGGAAGAUGCCAACAAUGACGAGGUCUGGCAGAUACUGCAGACAGAGCUGUCGUCGGCUGCCACCUUGAUACAGUCCAACUUCAGAGGCUACCAGGCGCGCAAACAGCUGCGAAGAGGUGACGCCGUUCAGAUGCCCACUACCAGCUGCAGCAGUACACCUGGUAGCAACAGUCAGGACUCCAGUCGCAUAGGAGGUCUCAUCACUGAGCGGUCAUCUGGAGAGUACCACGAUAUGAUCGCGCUCACACCGCCUAACAUUCCUAAUAUCGGGGAGGAGGAGGAGGAGGAAGAAGAGGAGGAGGGAAAGAAGACGGCCAGCACAACGGAGAAAUCUCGAAGCAGCGUCAGUCGAGAUGAGGACAGAAUGGUGAAAAGGAGACAGGACGAAGGAGCACAAAAGGAAGAAGCUACCGAAGAGGAGGAAGCAGCAGCUAAGAUACAGGCCGGUUUCCGAGGAUACAAAGUGCGACGCAACAUGAACGCGCAGGAUGUGGCUGCAACAAGUGCCUCGCCCAAAAGCUGUGCAACAAGUAAUAGUGAUGCAGCCAGCAACAACAAUCAUAGCAGUGCUGAAAUUGAAGCCGCCACCAAGAUUCAGGCCGGAUUUCGUGGUUUCAAAACUCGCCAAGAACUCAAGUCGUCGACAAAAACAGCCACUGCAACAGACAGCAAGUAAGUCGAACUCAGACUGAAUAAAAUCAACGUACUACUUGACAUAACUCUUCUAUAUUACACACAAAAGUAUUAUCAGUUCUAUUACCGAACUUCUGAAAUUCACCAUGAUUUUAUUAGAAUCAUCAUACUUUCACCAACGUUCCACGUUCAUAGUCAGUGAUCUGAUUAUUAAAAUUCAAACAAAGCACUUUACGUUGUUAAGUCUCAAAUUCACCUUGAAUAAAUGACAAUAAAUUAUCAAAUAUUCAUUCACUUGUCAACAAGUGAUAAAUAGGCAUGAAUUUAUUGGAAUUAGGUACCAUACUUUCAUCAACAUGGAACCAUAGUCGGUGAUCUUAUUAUCAAAAUUUAAACAAAACACUUCACGUUUUCAAGUCUUAAAUUCACCCUGAAUUAAUCAGAAUUAUUAAAUCUUCAUUCACUUUUUCACCUACAAUAACCGGCAUGAAUUUAUUGGAAUUAUCAUACUCUCUUCAACAUGAAAUCAUAGUCGGUAAUCUGAUUUUCAAAACUUAAAGGAAAAACCUUUAUGUUUUCAAGUCUCAAAUUCACCUUGAAUAGAUGACAAUAGAUGAUCAAAUCUUCAUUCACUUGUCAACAAGUGAUAAUAGGCAUGAAUUUAUUGAAAUUAUCAUAUUUUCAUCAACGUGGAACCAUUGUGAUCUGAUUAUCAAAAUUUAAACAAAACACUUUAAGUUUUCAAGUCUUAAAUCUUGAAUUGAUUAGAACUAUGAAAUCUUCAUUCACUUGUAAACCCAUAAUAAUUGCGUUGAUUAAAUUGACAAUAUUGUUAUAGAAAGAAAUGUAAUAUAUCAAGGUGUUAACGUCUGAAACUCACUGUUCAAUCAUAUUACUCUUGAAUUUGAAAUAGAAAUAAAUGUAAUCAAGGUUUUAACGUCUGAAACUCACUGUUCAAUCAUAUAACUCUUGAAUUUGAAUCGGUGAUCUGUUCUCCAAAAUACUUUUUGACACUCUACAUACAUCAGAAAAAUAUUUCUGGCAAUAGUCAAGGAAAUUACCCUCUGAAUUUGAAAUUUAAACCCCCACAUUUGAUCACCUACAAGUUUAUUGAUGAUAUUAGGUAAUCUUUAAGAACUUUACAAAUAAAUUUGAGACCCAAAUUCAAAAGUGCUGUUCUGAUUUUCAAAACACUUUCUCUGAACUCGAAGUACGUCAGAGAGGUAAUGCUGGCAAAAGUUGAAAAAAUAGCUCGAUUACCUGAUUUCUAAAAUUAUCUUUUUGAAUUUGUCUUGCUGUGAUCAAGCAGAUUGCAAAUCGGAUUUAGUGUUUUGCGUUUCAACCUCAUAUCAUAUUAAAUCAAAACAUGAGAUCUGAUAAGCAUGUCUAAAACUUAAGAACAAACCUUGAAGAAAUAAACGUUCAAACUUUUCAUAACUUUGAACCUCAUCAUAUUAAAUCAAAACAUGAGAUCAGAUAAACAUGUCUUAAACUUGAGAACAAACCUUGAUGAAAUAAACGUUCAAACUUGUCACAUUAAUUUUAGAUUUAAAACCGGUGCUCUGCUUCUAGAAACUGCUCUUUGUAUAUAUUUUGAAUCAAAAUAUGAUUCUUUGACUUUGCAAUAAUUAAGUUACUCAAUUUUAGUUGUAGGUAUUUUCUUCAUAAAUGUGUAGUAGCGGAGGUGAUAUUGUAGUGGAUAAGACUUGAAUGCUUUUACAACGAAAAGUUCAUCACAGAAAGAUUAAUAAAUACAUAAAUGAAUUAAUUAAAUUUGAUUGUUUUCAUUCUCAUAGUAGGGAAGACGUGAACAGAAUAUGAAACAAAUGUUUCUGUACCGGUACAGAAGAUUCAUUGAUAAAUUCAUUCAUAUUUAUUGUUUUAGUGAAAGACAAGAUGGAAAUACUAGUUUUGAUUGUUGAGCCUGCUACUGUACGCCAUCAUAUGCAAAAUAUGAAAAAUGAACUAUUUUUUCGAAAUAGAGCAUUCAAGUCUUCUUCUUCAUUAGUUUUAAUAAAAUAGAGAUGUUAAAUGUAUGGAAUGAAUGUGUGUAGAACUGUAUAAAAUCUAGUCAUUAUAUUGGUAUGUUGUGGAUAUCAUAUUCAACUGUUUAAAACAUAAUUAUUUCAACCACCUUGUUGAUAAUAAACUAGUGAAUGAUUAACCAAUAUCUUCAGGUAAUUGAAAUACAGUUACUAUAUAGAUACUUUGAUAUAGUGUAACUGUAACUUGGAGGUAUAGACAUCAAAGAUAGUUAGAUAUUAAAAAACCCCUCUGAUGCAAACUUGUUGAAACCUCCAAUAUGAGAAUAGUUUCUCAGUAAUGUAGGUUAGUUAAUCAUUUUACUGUAAAUUAUCAAUGUUAAAAAAUUGUGUUAUUCAACAAACCUUGUCAAUGGUUGAGUUCUUCUACUACUAGUGAAGACUUUAUUGUAAAAAAUUAUGAUAAAUAUUAUAAAUUUUGUGCUACUCAGUAAACCUGGUCAAUGAUCAAAUUUUCUUAAACAACUUGUGAAGAGAUUAUUGUGAAAAAGUUAUGAUGUCAAUAUGGAAGUGUAGAUAGAUAUUUUGUAACAAUGCAUGGAUGAAUUGAAUAAUAUAUACUCUUGAACAAAUUGUGUAUAGUAGGUACCGUACCUCAAAAGUAUAACAGGGACCUAAUAUUGUUGUGAAUUGUUGAAGAAUAUUGUAGAUAGUUGGAUGGUGUUAGAUGGAAACAUUUUUCUAGAUACAUUUUUAUGUUGACAUGAAUCUAUUCCUGAUAAAGCUUGUAACAUGAAUACUAAUCGAAAAAUAGAUUGAGAAAUGUUUCCAUAAACGUGGAAGCUGAAACUUUUUUCAGUCAGGCCUAUAUACACGAUAUAACUUAUACAUUGUGUGUUAUAAGUUUAGCAAUAUUUUAUAUGGUUCUAUAAAGCAUUACAAUAUUUAGUGUUGAAUAAAAAUAAAUUAAUCAUCAGCUGCUGGUUUUGGAUUCAAAACUCCAUUGUCUCACCCCUUUGUUUCAAACUCCUCAAUUUUCGAUUUCUAUAAAUUUUUAUUACUUGUUUAGAGUUCAAAAUAAAAUGAAAGUUUCUACAAAUUAAAAUUACAUAACACGUAUAUAAUGGAAUAAUUUUUGAUGAAUUGAUUAUUUUUUCGAGUGACUCAUAAUGAGUAUUGGAUAACAUUGGUGAAUAUAUGGAAAAGCUUUCAGAAUCAUUCUUUUCUACUCCAGUCAUUAAUGAUAUUUCUAAUACAAGAGAUGCUCUCAAACUUCAAACAUCAAAUUCUAUUGAAUCAGGAUUUAUUUAUUUCAUUCUACAAGCACAGUAUCAAAUUAAUAAUUGGGAGAGAAUCAACAGGAUAAACCCAAAACUGAUACUCUCCCUAAUUUUAAUUUAAUUGUAAUUUAAGAUUGAAUAGCGAAGGUAGACUUGAUAAACUCUGUCUAGCCCAGUAAAACUUAAAAAGAUGUGGGCCUACUUUAUUAGUUUGUUCUUAUAAAAUUUCUAUAAUACAAUAUGAUAUACGGUACUAUGAUUUGCCAAAUACGUUUACACGGCUUGCCUAUAUUAUCAGCUCUCUUUAUACAAUCCAGAACCAAAAUAACCCAAAUUGAAUAAAUUAUUAAAAACUGCAAGCUUUAUGAACCACUCAUUACUUAUUGCUGAUUGGACAAAAAUAAAGGAUGGAAAAUUUAUUACAAAUAAAAUGACAAUGACCUUAGCGCAGCUUGCUGUUUCAGUUUUUUGUUUGUGUCAUUUGGCAUUUGGCCAAACGUUCCAAUUAAAAAAUCUUCCAAACCGAUUAAAUUUCUCUGGCAUUCUGACAGUCUAGUAGUCGACAAUUACACACACAGAAUCAACUUUAACCAUCCUUUGAAUGAGCUACCAGGUUUUCUUUUGUUUUUGUCAAUAAAAAGUCCUUUGUUGACAGUUCCAAGUCUUUACAACAAAGAGAUACAAUCCCGUUGAGUAUAAACAUGGUUCAAGAAACACAACUUUUAUCUUGAUUUGAAAUAUUCUUUUCAUUCAAAGUAACAUUUUUCUUUUCAUUUCAUUUCAAUUUCUUUUCAGGUAACACAACUUGUAUCUUGAUUUGAAAUAUUCUCUCCACUUCAUUGUAUAUUUACUAACAAUGAAUAUUAUUCAGGUUUGAAUUAACAGUAAACUGUAGAAUAUUUUUUUAAGAAUGGAUGUGUUGCUCUGAAUCUCAUUCUACUGUUAUUUAGACUCAGAGUAAGUAGUUUUAGAAGAAGUCAAGUUUUUUCUUGGAAAUUAUAAAACUAAAAACAGUUGAUAAUUAUUAUUAAACGAAAAUCCCAAUCAAAUGCUGUAAAUCACCCCGAAAACUUCUGCUAAUGCAAAUAAUGACAACAAGUUAUACAUCUAGCUGUUUACCUAGUUGUCAAUAUUUUGCAGUAGGAGAAGUCUUCGUGGUGACUACAGCAUUCAGUUUGAAUUUUCUUUUAAUAAUAAUUAUUUAUUAAUUAGCAUUUAAUCAAAUACAACUUCCAAUCUAUUUCCAUCUAAAAACAAUUAAAUUUCUGGUUUGAACAUUUCAUUGAACCAAUACUUCAUUUCCUUCUGGAGAAAACUACCAGAUUGAAGAAGUCUUAUUGAAAAUUUAAUAUUUCUAACUAUCAUAAAUAUCUUAAUGAUUCAUGUUAUAAAUAAUUUGUUGUAUUAAUACUAAGCCCUACAAAGUGUAUUUUCUUCCAAUGAAUGAGUAGGCUAUAAGCUUAUAUUUUUGAGAAAGUAUUGUAUUUUUUUUCUUUUAUGAAUGUUGUAUUUGUUCGCUUUACUCAAAAAAAUGGAUAAAUGAAUGAAUAAAAAUGUUGGUGUAUUUCGUUCAUAACAUGAUGUAGGCCUAUGGACCAAUUACUGAUGGUAUUCAUGGUUUAUUUAAUGAAAAAUUUAUGUUUGUUGGAAAACAAAGUAUGAACACAGAAUAAUCUACUUUUUUAUUGUGACAAAAAUAACUUCUUGCUACAAAUCCACAGUGAUUGAAAAUUACAGAUUUUUUUGUUGAGAAUAGAACAAAAAAUUUUCAAAUUUAGAAAGUUUAAUAUUUCACAAAUUUACUGAAAUCUCUUGAUCUCUUAGCAUUUAGCCUCCUCUAGAAUCCCUGAUACUUGAUUGAGAACAAAUCCUUGUAAUAUAAAUAGAAUUAAGUGGAAAAUAUGGUAAUAAAUCUGUUUAAUGAUACACAAAACUGCCUAAAUCUUGAUGUCAUAAUAUCUGUUGGAUGUAAGUUACUAGUAAUAUUGUAACUUGAGCACUAGUACCAGAAAUUGAAAUUAUUACUUAUAUAGAGCCUGUUUAAUGGUUGAUAUAUAUACUGAUACCGACAAGAGUUGUGUGAAUAUUCUGAAUGUUAUUUAGAGGUUAAGCUCCCUUGUAGAAUAUUAAUCCAUUUGAAAGUAUAGACUCAACUUACCAUUGUGUACAUGUAUAUUACCCCAAGACCAUCGUAGCCUAACUAUUAUUUAGUGUGUACUCCUACUCUCUGAAAAAUGUGAAAGCCUUAAUAACUUGUAGUGGUUAGUAUACUUGAAAACUAUAGAUAAACGAAUAUCACUAAUAUUAAAAAGUUAAUUAUCAUCAAACAAAACUAUUGACCAUUUCGAAAAAAUGUAUGAAGCCUUUCAAACUAAUCUAUUGAAGUAAUAACAAACUUAUUAUAAAUAUUAUAUUUUUGACGAACCUACCUUCUAUGUUAAAUUGAUGUACCUAGAUGAAAGAUGAAAUGAAAACAUAUUUUCUAAGAAUUUCCAGUGUAAAAUAGAUGAAUUGGAAGACUCUAGUGAAUUAACGGACGUGUUGAAAAUUUAUAUGUUAUUAAUAGAUGUUGAAUAUAUUAUAUUAUUGUAUUGAUUAGAUGAGAUCCUGUAAAUUGUUUUUACUUUGUAUAUUGGAUGAAUAAUAUACUGUUUGAAAUGAAUAAACAUUUUUAUGUGAUCGAA
Molecule: messenger RNA, 11158 nt
Organism: Nilaparvata lugens (brown planthopper)
Lineage: Eukaryota; Metazoa; Arthropoda; Insecta; Hemiptera; Delphacidae
Product: A-kinase anchor protein 12
Exons: 8
Coding region: 591-5255 (1554 amino acids)
Molecular function (GO): protein binding
Source: RefSeq, a predicted model, not a curated record